UUUAUUUAUUUAAUUUUUUUUAAAAGCAUUUUUGGAAUUGGGGUGGUGUGUGUGGGUGGGGCGGCUGUGGCUCAAGUGGUAGAACAGGAUGUCCACCAAUCCUAAAAUUGCCGGUUCCAUUCCGGGCCCACAUGACUCGACAUGCCCAAGUGUCCUUGGGCAAGAUAGCAAGUUAUGGCAAGUUAGCACCUGGCGUGUCAGCUCUGCUACCAUUGUGCGCACAUAUUGAUGCACUUUGAAUUUGUGAAUUAGAAUCAGGCUUAACUACGUUACGUUUAGGUUAAUGAACUGUAACGUAAAAAUGUGCAACAGAGGAAUGUCUUCAGUUUAAAGCAAAAUAAGGAGGAAUAUCCGUUAAUCAUUCAGAGGGGGUAGGCUUAGGGCAUAAACAAUCACUUCAGGGUGUAUUGCACUUCUGCGUGUAGAACCAGCCCUAACAGACAAAAAGUAUACCCGCCUACUUUGCAUUACUUUAAGUUUUCCGCUUGCAACUGCACGUGCAGUGUUGAGAUAAAUAAAAGCGACCGAGUGUUUUUUUCCCCCUUCACUUUAAAGAACCAAGAAGAACGAAUCACUCCGGAAUCAUAAACGAACUUUGACCAAGACAUCGCGCCGCCUCCUGCCCACCAAAUAUAACUUUUUGUAUAGUUUUGCGUUUCACGAAAGAAUCCAUUAUAAAGUUCCUCAGUGCCGCAGGAUUAACCGUUUCAAGACGCCACUCCUUUCCCUGUAAACGGAGAAGUGCAAGUGAUAUCUGCCUUCAAGGCUCGCGAGGAUGAGCACGGAUUUUCAGGCACAGCUUGCGGAAAACGCGUGUGAUGAGCAACCAAACAAUGACCAACAGAAAGGGCCAGGAAUUCCACUUGCAAGGAAACUGUGCUAUGCCAUUGGAGGGAUGCCCUAUCAAAUGACAAGUAGUGCCAAGGGAUUGUUCAUGCAGAUCUUCCUACUGGAUAUUGUGCAGAUGAUGCCUUUCUACGUGUCUGUGAUUCUUUUCCUUGGCCGAGCCUGGGAUGCAAUCACAGACCCAUUAGUGGGGUACAUGGCCAGCAAGAGUGGCCGUACUCGCUUAGGCAAGCUUAUUCCCUGGAUUGUGUACUCUAUGCCUAUGGGAGUGAUCGCCUACAUCCUGCUGUGGUACACCCCUCAGAACAACAUGUCUCCUGUCUUCAGCUUUUGCUGGUACUUUGGCUGGUGCUGUAUCUUUGACACAUCAAUGAGUUGCUACCAUGUGCCCUACACUUCUCUAAACAUGUUUUUGGGUGGUGACCAAAAAGACAGAGACUCUGCCACUGGUUACAGAAUGGGGAUGGAGAUGCUUGCGACAUUGGCAGGAGCAACUAUUCAGGGACAGAUUGUGGGGGUGUAUCAAGCUAAAAAAGCACAAGCAUGCAGUGCGCUGAGUGAGAGUAAUGCACUCACUGGAAACUACUCAUCUGUGCUAUACCACAACUCUACCUCUCCUUUCAUUGACACACUACAGGAUACGAGGAGAGCUUAUUUGAUUGCUGCAUUGGUGUUAGGAGUGAUCUACUUCAUGUGCUGCAUUGUGCUGUUCCUUGGGGUGAAGGAGCAAUUGGCUCCACUGAGUAAGAUGGACUGCAUACAAGUGUCAUACCUGACCAGUAUGAAAAUGGUUGUGAGACAUAAAUCAUAUGUGCUACUUGUGCUCGGAUUUCUCUUUUCCUCACUUGCUUUUCAGAUUACCCAGGGAAACUUUGCUCUCUUCUGUACACAUGCAGUUGGAUUGGGGGCUUACUUCCAGCACCUUGUAGUCAUAUUACUGAUGGCAGCCACAUUGUUCAUUUCAUUAUGGCAGAUGCUAUUGGUCAGGCUGGGCAAGAAGACCACUAUCUUCAUUGGGCUAACAAUUUAUAUUCCAGCUCUCAUCCUCCUAUACUGUCAGAAGGGAAAUUUUCUUAUCUCUGCCAUAGGGGCGAUUUUGGCUGGUGCCAGUCUAGCAUCCCUGUAUUUACUACCCUGGUCAAUGCUGCCAGAUGCAGUGGAUGACUUUAAGGUGAAGAACCCAUCAUGCACCGAUCUGGAACCCCUGUUUUACUCUUGCUAUGUAUUUUUUAACAAGUUUGGCGGAGGCAUGUCACAAGGUGUCUCUACACUUGCACUAUACUAUGCAGGGUACCAGCCUGGCGCUUGUAGACAUGACUCUGGAGUGAUCACCACAUUGAAAGUGCUGUUUGUCCCAGUGCCCAUCUGUCUGCUGCUGAUAGGAAUGGUGUUCUUUUACCUUUACCCCAUAAAUGAACAGCAACGCUUGAAGAUCCAGGCCACACUGCGGAAAGCAGUAGAAGAAAAUACAGAGCCAAGAGGGGAGGUUGGUCUUUGAAGAAUUCAUGCUGGAUCUCAAGUCACUUUAUUGGUCUUGGAUGAUUUUCCUUUCCAUGUAGCUCUUGCAACAGUUAUGGAUGCAUGUAAUUUUGAGCAGGAUCUAUGCAGCUAUUCUGAGGUGAAAACAUUUACCAGUGUUUAAUUUGUAUAUUCUUUGUACGGUAAGUCCAGGGGUCAGAAGGAGGAUAAAAAAAGUGGAGGGAGAGAAAACCGUCUCCAGGUCCCAGGGCAGGCACAAAGCACAUCGACACCACAUGUGAGGGAUAAAGAUAAUGUAACAAGUUUUAUUUUCACAACUGCUGGGAUACGAACAAACAAGGCUUCAGGAGGGGAAACGGACAAAACAACAAACAAAAAGGUUCUUUCUAAAGGCUUUUGGAAACAUCUUAUCAUUGAAAAUAAAGACAGAUUCCCUCACUUCUUCUCUGGUCAGAAACAGGAAUAAAGAAGGGUCCUCAAAUAAAAUGGCAUCCCUCUUCCUACAUAUAAUCCCACCAUAAAAAUCUCUAACAAUAAAUUACACAAAAACAAAGGAAAACAAACCAGGGCCCACAGCCUGGCACUAUAUACACAAUUAUAUACACUAUUUACAGUACAAGUUAUUUCCAACAAUAGCAAACACAUUUAAAUAACUUGUAAAAAUCAUUACUCACACACCGAAUGUAUCAACUACUAACCUGGAAAACACACACACACACACACACACACA
This is a messenger RNA of Ictalurus furcatus (blue catfish), 3055 nucleotides long. RefSeq names its product sodium-dependent lysophosphatidylcholine symporter 1. Gene Ontology annotation, molecular function: symporter activity. The record is from RefSeq and is a predicted model, not a curated record. Gene Ontology annotation, biological process: carbohydrate transport. NCBI's taxonomy places the organism in Eukaryota, Metazoa, Chordata, Actinopteri, Siluriformes, Ictaluridae. Bases 776 to 2344 code for a protein of 522 amino acids. Gene Ontology annotation, cellular component: membrane. The transcript has 14 exons.